CGCUACUGUAUGCAUGAUACGUCUUGUCAUAGGUCGUUCAUUCUGUCGAUCCAGACAUUGUUUAUUUGUUUGUCAACCUACUUGUAGACUAAGAACCGCAGCUAUGGCUCCACCGACUUUGCCCGAGGGCUUUCUCUCAGGCCCUGCGCCUAACCUGACCCGGAUUGACAUUGACCUGAGGAAGGAGCGUAUCCUCCCCGCAUACGAUGACCUCUGGGCUGUAGUCCUUGAUGGCGUGCUGUCAGAAAAAGAAUGUGAUGAAUUCAUUGCCGCAGCCGAGUCGACAACCAAUGCGAAUUGGGAGCGCGCUAUGAUCAACAUUGGAGGUGGCAUGCAGGCUUUAUACGAGGACACAAGGAAAUGUGGACGCAUCAUCUGGGAUGACCGAGACCUCGUAGCAAAGCUUUGGGCCAGAAUUGAGGACGCAGUGCCUGAGAUCCACAAGCUGAACAAUCGGCCGCACGUCACUGGCAAUGGGCCUGUAAAGAGAAACGAGACAUGGAGGAUGACGAGGCUGAACGAGCGUAUGAGAUUUCUGAAGUACGUAGGCGGGGAGUACUUCAAACCACACUGCGACGGCACGUACGAGACGCCAGAUGGACAAGAGCGGUCGUACUACACACUGCACCUGUACCUGAGCGAUGCAGACGACAGCAGAGGUCAGGAAGCGCUCCAGGGUGGUGCUACCACCUUCCACUCAUAUGACAUGCAGAGGCGCCUCGACGUAAAACCCAAGUAUGGCCGUGUGCUGAUGUUCCAGCACAGCUUCCUCCUCCACUCCGGCGACGACGUAGUGAGUGGAACGAAGUACACCAUGCGAACGGAUGUCAUGUUCGCAAAAGAAGCGGCGGAGGAAGCAAACUUCAAGCAUUUCCGCAAAGGAGAGAAGGCUGCCGGCUACGGCAGCGGUGGAACCUCGAGUCGGAUUGCGGGCACCGUUGGGGAUUGGGAAUCAGUAUAAAGCAUUCGUUAGUAGUAUCCCAGAACCAGUAGAGAUAGGCGCUGCCGCAGACUUACAUAAAAAAAGGUGGUGAACGGCCUGCCUCGCCAGAGUAAUCAGAAUCGAAUGAUACCCUUCCUCUUUCGCCGAAGCUACUCGAAGUCAGGCACGCUGCGUAUUGUACUACAGUGUCACUCCGCAGAGCACACAAUCUUCGCA
Didymella exigua CBS 183.55 is the source of this 1159-nucleotide messenger RNA. RefSeq names its product oxidoreductase domain-containing protein. Gene Ontology annotation, molecular function: procollagen-proline 4-dioxygenase activity; iron ion binding; L-ascorbic acid binding. The coding region runs from base 104 to 961 and encodes 285 amino acids. The record is from RefSeq and is a predicted model, not a curated record. NCBI's taxonomy places the organism in Eukaryota, Fungi, Ascomycota, Dothideomycetes, Pleosporales, Didymellaceae. Gene Ontology annotation, biological process: peptidyl-proline hydroxylation to 4-hydroxy-L-proline. Gene Ontology annotation, cellular component: endoplasmic reticulum. The transcript is spliced from 2 exons.